AUGGACAUGUUCCAGGAUGUAUUCCAGAAGGUGGAGAAGAUUGGAGAGGGUACCUAUGGAGUGGUGUAUAAAGCCAGGAACAAGCAGACCGGUCAGCUAGUUGCUCUGAAGAAGAUCCGUCUAGAUUCGGAGACAGAAGGCGUUCCCAGUACAGCAAUUAGAGAAAUCUCUCUGCUGAAAGAAUUGAAACAUCCAAACAUAGUAAGACUUCUUGAUGUGGUACACAGUCAGAAGAAGCUCUAUCUGGUUUUUGAAUACCUGAAUCAGGAUCUUAAAAAGUAUAUGGACUCAUCCCAUACAGGGGAUUUGCCCUUAAGUUUAGUCAAGAGCUAUCUUUACCAACUGCUACAAGGAGUGGGCUUCUGUCACUCCCACAGAGUUAUACACAGAGACCUGAAGCCUCAGAAUUUGCUUAUAAAUGAAAUGGGGGCCAUCAAAUUAGCAGAUUUUGGCUUAGCUAGAGCUUUUGGUGUUCCAUUACGUACUUAUACUCAUGAGGUUGUAACCUUAUGGUAUCGUGCUCCUGAAAUCUUGCUGGGUUGUAAAUACUAUUCAACAGCUGUGGAUAUCUGGAGUAUCGGCUGCAUAUUUGCAGAAAUGGUGACCAGAAAGGCCUUGUUUCCUGGGGAUUCUGAGAUUGACCAGCUCUUUUGGAUUUUCCGAACCCUUGGCACACCUACUGAAUCAGUAUGGCCAGGAGUGACUCAGCUUCCUGACUACAAAGGAAAUUUCCCCAAAUGGCCGAGGAAAGAUUUGAAGGCAAUAAUUCCAAACUUGGACCGAGAUGGACGAGACUUAUUGGCACAACUACUACUGUAUGAUCCUGACAGGCGCAUCUCAGCCAAAGCUGCUUUGGCUCACCGGUACUUCUGGCGGGCUCCACAAGAUGCCAAAGAGCAGUAA
This is a messenger RNA of Gekko japonicus, 903 nucleotides long. It is a transcript of the gene CDK3, whose product is annotated as cyclin-dependent kinase 3. Lineage: Eukaryota; Metazoa; Chordata; Lepidosauria; Squamata; Gekkonidae. Gene Ontology annotation, cellular component: cyclin-dependent protein kinase holoenzyme complex; nucleus; cytoplasm. The coding region runs from base 1 to 903 and encodes 300 amino acids. Gene Ontology annotation, molecular function: cyclin-dependent protein serine/threonine kinase activity; cyclin binding; ATP binding. The record is from RefSeq and is a predicted model, not a curated record. Gene Ontology annotation, biological process: signal transduction; regulation of gene expression; G1/S transition of mitotic cell cycle. The transcript has 7 exons.